Messenger RNA from Stereum hirsutum FP-91666 SS1, 1524 nucleotides. RefSeq lists its product as uncharacterized. The record is from RefSeq and is a predicted model, not a curated record. The coding region runs from base 1 to 1524 and encodes 507 amino acids. The transcript has 4 exons. NCBI's taxonomy places the organism in Eukaryota, Fungi, Basidiomycota, Agaricomycetes, Russulales, Stereaceae.
AUGACGCUGUCAAUCUUGCCAGACGAGCUAAUCCUUGAGAUAGCGAAGUAUUUCGCAUCGGAUUGGUAUCAGCCUGACGUCGAUCCCGUUCCUCGACAUUAUUACCUCGACUGUACCCUGCUGAGCCUCUGCGCACUCAAUCGCCGUAUUCGAACCAUCUGUUUUCCGGUGCAGUUUCGGGUACUAUCUAUCGGCUUAGACAUCUUCUCUCUGGACUCGGAACGGGACUUCUUACAAAAGACGAUUUUGUCUCGUCCGGACGUGACCACGCUCCUUCGCUCUGUGCACCUAAGACAAAACGGGUUUUCGGACGUAAAUAUGUUCGAAAUCCAAUGGGUUCAUUUCGAACGCAUCGUGCAGGAUCUUCUGAGAUCUGCACCAGGCCUCAUCCAUCUCGAUAUAAACUUCGAUCCCGUGACCCCACCCAUGACGCUGGAACUUAUAAACGUCGUGAAUGACCACCCCUCGCUCAAGACCGUCGCGAUAGACUCAUCUGAACAGCUCUACCAUCUAGACCACGAAGCCAUCCAAUCCACCUCGCUAAGCCGUAUCGGCUGUCGACAACUCGUACUCUUCGAUUCAUCCCGUCUUCAGUGGGAAGCCGUGGCCAUCAUUUUCCGCCCCGGAGAUGGCGCACGACUCAAAAAGCUCGUAUUGUACGACGGUGAUCCGCAACGAUGGCAGUCGAUGUCUUUGAAGGGGCUGGAGACCAUCGAGUUCCAGGUCACCUCCCUGUCAUCCAGCAUCUACCUCGACUUCCAGAAAAGCUCGUUGCUAUCCCGUAAUCCUUCACUCAGGCUCAUCAAGGUCAUUGGGCAACCAUCAUCCUUACUUCUAAAGUUUCCUCUGCUGUCACCACUCCCGUGUAUGACAGAAUUGUGUGUGGCGGCGACGGCGGAGGGGGUUGAAGAUUCUAUAGGAUUCGAGGGCUUAACCCUUGAACGAGCGGUUACCCCAGGGCUACGCGACGGAAAUGAGGAAACGUCUCAGUGGUGCAUUCAUAAGGCUUUUCUGACCCUCACGAAGGCCGGCGUCCUCUCUCUCCCACUGUUCACGAGAACAGCGCCGUUCACUGAAUUAAUAAGCAUUGCAAUUGAAGACACAGAUGAUGCUACGACUACAAUACAUGAUAUCUUCGACUCUCUCAAGGCCUCGCAUUCGACGUUGCAGAAGAUCACUGCGAUCGAACUCCUCAACGUUCCACUUUGGGAGAGCGAUCUCGAUGAAGUAUCAGCGGCGGACAUCCCCCUCGGAAUCGGCGAGCUUGAUUUUGCUGCCUAUGGACUCGACGAAAAUCACAGUGAUGACCGCGAUAAGGCCUGGGAUAUCGUGGAACCGUGGCUACAACUGUAUUUGGAUUAUCCGGUCCAAUUCUUACAAGACCUUGGCGCUUUGUGUCCAUUGCUGGAGUCGGUUAUUAUCUACGUAGGAGGUCCGCUUGUAGAGUUUUCUUUCGACAUGAAGACGACGCAAGCGGAAGAGGGUUGGAUGGAGACAACUGUGAUAUGGACCAAUAGCUUCUGA